UGGCAAUUACCUGCAGAACCGGAAGUUCUCCAGCCGGUCUCACUGCGGAACUUCCGGAAGUUACUUACAUGUUGAUGGAGAGCUAGUAGAGCCGCACGAUGACGAGUGGAAAGAGUUGGGCAGAGCAAGUGGACCUCGUUGAUGAGGGCUUGCCACCACCAAGCGAAGAGUUUGAUGAGAAGAAAGGUGUGAAGACAGUCACAGAAUACAAGCACAACGACGAUGGGAAACUAGUCAAGGUGGUGCGUACGUUCAAGAUUGAAACGAUGCGGCUCUCCAAGUCGAUAGCACGGAGAAAGAUGUGGAAGAAGUUUGGCGCUGCGGCCCCUGACCCCCCUGGGCCAAACCCCUCCAACACAAUCGUCUCGGAGGAAGUCUUCAUGCAGUUUGUGCAGAACAAAGAGCAACCAGCGGUGGAGGAAGAGGACCCCCUGGCCAAGCUAAAGAAUCAGAAGAUUGUCCAGUGCCGUAUUUGUAAGGGCGACCAUUGGACCACCAAGUGUCCCUACAAGGACACACUGCAGCCGCUGCAGGAGAAACUGGAGGAAGGCACCAAGAAACCGGAGAUUGCCCCGCCCUCCACCACCCCCGCCCCCAAGACCACGGGCAAGUACAUCCCCCCCGUCAUGAGAGAGGGGGCCAACAAGGGGCGCGGCGAGUCCAUGUCGACACAGAGGAAAGACGAGGCCGCCACAAUCCGUGUGACCAACUUGUCGGAGGACACCCGAGAGUCAGAUCUGCAGGAACUGUUCCGGCCGUUUGGGCCCAUCUCUCGCAUCUACCUGGCCAAGGACAAGACAACUGGACAGUCAAAGGCCCUCCACGCAGCAACAGUAGACGCAGGAGACAGACACAGAUAUUGUCAAGUCUUGGAUACACAGAGGAGACACAGUCAAGUCUCGGAGCGAUUACAACAGCGGACAUUGUCAGGUCUCGGAGCGGUUCCCCAGAGAAAGUUUACAGCUUACUUUGUCAAGUAUUGGGGGGAGGGGGGGGGGGGUUGUACUAUAACAUAUACACCAGACGGGUACUCAGUCGGGGGCAAGGUCAUGGAGGUUUUAAUUGUCUGGGUCAUUCUGAACAAAGUGUUAAAGGAUUUUGUUCAUCUGGAUUUUUUCGGCUCAUUAAAAAAAGGUGUGAAAUCAAAGAGAAAGAA
Aplysia californica (California sea hare) is the source of this 1156-nucleotide messenger RNA. Its product is annotated as eukaryotic translation initiation factor 3 subunit G. NCBI's taxonomy places the organism in Eukaryota, Metazoa, Mollusca, Gastropoda, Aplysiida, Aplysiidae. The record is from RefSeq and is a predicted model, not a curated record. Gene Ontology annotation, cellular component: eukaryotic translation initiation factor 3 complex; cytoplasm. Gene Ontology annotation, molecular function: translation initiation factor activity; RNA binding.